Molecule: messenger RNA, 828 nt
Organism: Trichoderma virens Gv29-8
Lineage: Eukaryota; Fungi; Ascomycota; Sordariomycetes; Hypocreales; Hypocreaceae
Exons: 2
Coding region: 1-828 (275 amino acids)
Biological process (GO): fatty acid beta-oxidation
Cellular component (GO): mitochondrion
Molecular function (GO): enoyl-CoA hydratase activity
Source: RefSeq, a predicted model, not a curated record
AUGUCUUCACCCAAGUUUGAUCGCCCUCCUCCAGAGAUAACCAUUGCCAAAUUAUCCUUCCCGGCACCUCGCGUGCUUCUCGUUACGAUUUCACGUCCCAAGGCUCUUAAUGCCAUUGAUAUUGCAGGUAGCUGGGAACUCGCUUCGCUCUUUGACUGGUUCGAUCAGGAGCCCCCGUUAUGGGUCGCUAUCGUGACUGGAGAAGGGCGCACCUUCUCAGCAGGUGCUGAUCUAAAAGCGUGGAACGCCGAGAUUGGAUCUGGUGGGUUUAGAGAAAUGCCGCCUUCAGGAUUUGGUGGCCUCUCGCGUCGCACAGGCAAAAAGCCCGUCAUCGCCGCAGUCAACGGCAUUGCAUAUGGGGGAGGCUUCGAGAUGACAGUCAACUGUGACCUCGUCAUUGCGAGUGCUACUGCAAAGUUUUGCUUCCCAGAAGUGAAGCGUGGUGUAGCUCCGUUUGCGGGUGCCAUGCCGCGUUUGGUCCGUACGAUAGGAAAGCAACGCGCCAUGGAACUGAUGUUAACAGGACGCGUGCUUCCAGCUCAAGAGGCCAAGGAGUGGGCCCUCGUGAAUGUAGUUUGUCCAGAAGGCCGGGAUGUCGUUGAUGAAGCUCUCGAGUGGGCUAAAGUGAUUGCUGAGAAUAGCCCCGACUCUGUCAUUGUGACCCGUCAGGGAAUUAAUUGGGGUUGGGAGGGCGUAGGCGCUGAUGAAGGGACUCGUAUCAGUAACAGUUUAUGGCAUCAUAAGCUGAUGGCUGGAGAUAACAUCAAAGAGGGUUUGAAGGCCUUUGUUGAGAAGAGAAAUCCUAAAUGGACUGAUAGCAAGCUCUGA